CCGGGGCCAGGGCCAGCUCUGUAGUAUUCGGGUAGACUGGUGGGUGCAAUUAUCUGCCUCCUGAGUUUUCAGUAUAUAAUAAACUUGGAGGUUGGAGCACCAAUUUCUUGUUCGACACCAGUCUACCACCGUGGCCACUCCACCUUCCAUUGCCAGCCCAGCCACCCAUGGCGACCAGCGGAUCUAGUUCUCAAGUAGGCCCCGUCCCGUUCAUGGACGUCGAGAACGACACCGACAUGGUCACCGUCGUGACGGAGAGUCCUCCAGAAGAGCACGCCGGCCUGGUCUCCGGCCUACCAUGCUGCACGGUCGCCGGCAUGUCCAACAUGAAGCUCCGCUGCUACCAGGGCUUCUGGAUACGGGAGAGCUGGGUCCCGGCGGCCGUCGCGCUCAAGCGCCGCUUCGAGCCCCGCCCCGACGACGUCAUCGUCGCCAGCCCGAUGAAGUGCGGGACCACGUGGCUCAUCGCGCUGACGUUCGCCACCAUGGCGCGGCGCGCGCACCCGCCCAACGCCGUCGACCACCCACUCCGCCACCUGAACCCGCACCAGUGCCUCCCGUUCCUGGAGGGCCUAUUCGCCGGCGGCCGGGAGAGCGAGCUCGACGGGUUCCCAUCCCCGCGGCUCAUGAACACGCACAUGCCGCUCGCCAUGAUCCCGCGUGCCGCGCCGCCGGCCGCCGGCGACGGCGGCGGCUGCAGGGUCGUCUACAUCUGCAGGGAGCCCAAGGACAUGGCCGUCUCCCUGUGGCACUACUUCCGGCGAGUUCAUCCGGAGCUGACACUGGGCGACAUCGUCGACGGUGCCUGCGACGGCACCACGCCGGGCGGGCCGUUCUGGGACCACAUCCUCGGCUACUGGCGCGCCAGUGUGGCGAGGCCGGAGAACUUGCUCUUCCUGCGGUACGAGGACCUUCUGCGCGACCCCUCGGAGAACGUCCGGAGGCUGGCGCGGUUCGUCGGGCUGCCGUUCUCCGCGGCGGAGGAGGACGCCGGCGUUGUCCGGGGCAUCGUCGAGCUGUGCAGCCUCGACAGCCUGAGGGGCAUGGAGGCGAAUAGGACCGGCUACGUGGACUCGCGUAUCAAGAUCCCACGCGAAGCUCUCUUCAGGAAGGGUGUGUCCGGCGACUGGAAGAACCAUAUGACGCCGGAGAUGGCGCGCCGCAUGGACGAGAUCAUCGCCGACAAGCUACACGCCUCAGGAAUCACGUUUCAGUGAAUUCGAGCGUGGCCUACCUUGGUGGGCAAUGGGCAUUCAUGACCAAGACCAACCGAUCGUGGAAGUGGUUGGUAUUAUUAUUAUAAUGAUCUCGUCUUCCAGAACAGCACCCCGUCGUGGGGGCGAUUCUGGCUCACAUGCUGCGACGAAGCUCGGUUGUGGAGCCACCGACUAAAGCUCGAAGAUCAUCAUGCCUGUGUUCCCUCUUUUGUUUAAUGUAAACUAAUGUAGCUCCAUCUUGGAGAGUACCCCCUCCCCCCUGUUUUUUCUUGCUUAAGAUCCAAUGUACAAUGCAUUUUGGCCUGACAAAAAGGCCCCAUAAUGAAUUCAGGUGGGGCACUCCCCCCUUGACCCUUCAAAAAAAAAAAAUUUCUGCCUUGUCCAAAAAUGCUGUACCUACUCUGCAUUGAUCAUCAAA
Setaria italica (foxtail millet) is the source of this 1635-nucleotide messenger RNA. Its product is annotated as cytosolic sulfotransferase 5. Gene Ontology annotation, cellular component: cytoplasm. The record is from RefSeq and is a predicted model, not a curated record. Lineage: Eukaryota; Viridiplantae; Streptophyta; Magnoliopsida; Poales; Poaceae. Bases 168 to 1217 code for a protein of 349 amino acids. Gene Ontology annotation, biological process: sulfation. Gene Ontology annotation, molecular function: sulfotransferase activity. The transcript has a single exon.